Messenger RNA from Rubroshorea leprosula, 2292 nucleotides. NCBI's taxonomy places the organism in Eukaryota, Viridiplantae, Streptophyta, Magnoliopsida, Malvales, Dipterocarpaceae. The record is from the annotation of a GenBank genome assembly.
UUGAAAAAAAAAAAAGAAAAAAAAAUAAAAGACAAUUAGGUUUUGAUUCAUCGAACGGAAGUAGGAUGGGCAGCGUGGUGUUGAACAAGCCAGCCAAUGCACUGCGCUUCGGAUUGACGGAACCAAUUUCGACUGCUGGUCCCUCUCAAUUGGAUGUGAUCAGAACUCAAGAAUUGGAGCAGAUUCUUGUAGAUGCAGGACUAUAUGAAACAGAGGAUGAAGCUAUAAAAAGGGAGGAAGUUCUAGGGAAGUUAGACCAGAUUGUGAAAGAAUGGGUGAAAAAGGUCACGGAGGCUAAGGGGUUCAAUGAGCAGCUGGUCCAAGAAGCAAAUGCAAAAAUCUUCACCUCUGGCUCUUAUCGAUUGGGGGUGCAUGGACCUGGUGCAGAUAUAGACACCUUAUGUGUUGGACCUAGACAUGUUACACGAGAGGGAGAUUUUUUUGGUGAGCUUCACAGAAUGCUUGCAGACAUUCCUGAAGUAGAAGAGCUACAUCCUGUGCCUGAUGCUUAUGUUCCUGUGAUGAAAUUUAAACUAAAAGGGGUUUCUAUUGAUCUACUUUAUGCAAAACUAGAACAUUGGAUUAUUCCUGAGGACUUGGAUUUAUCACAAGAAUCAGUACUCCAAUAUGUUGAUGAGAAAACCAUUCUUAGCCUCAAUGGCUGCAGAGUCACUGACCAAAUUUUGCAUUUGGUUCCAAAUGUCCAGAACUUUCGAACCACAUUGAGAUGCAUAAGAUAUUGGGCAAAACAGCGUGGGGUUUAUUCAAAUGUUGCAGGAUUCCUUGGUGGUAUAAAUUGGGCUCUGCUUGUUGCUCGUGUAUGCCAAUUAUACCCAAAUGCACUGCCAAAUACAUUGGUGUCCCGGUUCUUCAAGUUGUUUGCUCAAUGGAAAUGGCCUAACCCAGUUAUGCUAUGUCCCAUUCAAGAAAGAUCUCUAGGUUUUCCUGUCUGGGAUCCUACUCAAAAUGUCAGUGACAGAAGACAUUUAAUGCCAAUAAUUACUCCUGCAUAUCCUUGCAUGAAUUCUAGCUAUAAUGUAUCAGCAAGUACUUUGCACGUUAUGCAGGAAGAACUUCAAAGGGGACAUGUAGCGUGCGAGGCAGUGGAGGCAAAGAAUUCUGGAUGGAUUAGUCUCUUUGAGUCUUUCCAUUUCUUUGAGGCAUACAAUAAUUAUCUGCAGAUAGACAUAGCUGCUGAGAAUGAUGACGACUUGAAGAAAUGGAAAGGCUGGAUUAAAUCAAGACUUCGUCUGCUUACUAUGAAGAUUGAAAGAGAUACACGUGGUUUGCUCCAAUGCCAUCCACACCCUGGUGAAUUCUGUGACAAAUCCAGAUCCUUCCACUGCUGUUACUUCAUGGGCUUGCAGCGAAAACAAGGAGUUGAGACUCAGGCAGGCAAGCAAUUUGAUUUAAGGUCAACCAUUGAGGACUUUAGGCAUUCAGUGGGGAAGUACAACUUUUGGAAGCCUGGAAUGUCAAUCCAAGUAUGUUAUAGAAGAAAAAAAGACAUUCCUCAUUUUGUCUUCCCUGGUGGAGUCAGGCCUCAUCAUCUGGAAGGAAAAUCCAGUGGAAGUAAAAGAAGAAGGGAUGAAAACAACGCUGGCAGUAAGUUGAAGAAAUCUACUGUUUUGGCAGUAAACAAGGAUGUGAAUGUGAUAGUGGAUCCAGGAGCAAAUAGACAGGUUGUAGUGAAUGCUGAGGAGAGUACCAAAUAUGGAAGCUGUGUUUCUGAGAAUUCUUCACACCAUAGCCCUGUCCAGGAUCCUUUGACUUGUUCUUCUAGCUCAUCUGAAGUGGAGAAGCCUGCUGCCUUGGACACUUCUCGCUCAUCUUUUGGCCAGCAUGAUUCCCAAAAGGAAACCCAUAAACUUGAAGAUGAUGCAGGAUCAGUGAGACGUGUUAAGAUGGUAGUCAAUCCAUUUUCCUCGUCAACAUUGGAUCUAGAGGCAGCACCCACAAGCAAAGUUGUCAGAGAUUAUUCUAGUUUUUCCCAGAGCAAGGCCACAGAGACAGCGGAGCCUGAGGUCGAGGAACUUACCGCAUCUAACACCAAUGUGGCACCCCGUUUAGGCUCCUUGGCCCCUCGAAAGUCCCUUAUCAGGUUAAGUUUUACAACCCUGACCAAGGCAAAUGGCAAGGGCACUUGAAUCAACAAUCUUCAUUAAUUUCUUGAACGCGAGAGACUUAAUUGGUCACCAUCAAGCGUGCCAUGAAGAUUAAACUUAACCAUUGUUUGCAGAGACUCUCUGUAUAGUAAUAUAGCAGCUGUAUUAAUAAAUUGAAAAGAAUUUU